UCUGCGAAUGCUAGCAAAGUAGCAUCGUGCAACAAUUAACAUCCCGGGAAUUCCCGACUCCAUUUGAGCAGCCCUACGUGUGGGCUGCAGACAGUCAGUGGUUAACGUUAAUCGCUUAAUUUCAUUUGUCUUGCUGACUCUUGCUUCUUCAAGACAUUGCCCGUUUCUUUGAUCGUGUUUCGUGAGGAGCAAAACACUGACGACAUAGAAAAUCUUGAGUCUUUCACGUCUGUGGAACUCAUAGGCUAGUCUUGGAGGAGAGCUUGGUGAUUCUGAUGGACCAUCGCUGGUAAUAUGUGAAAUGCUUGCAGAGCCUGAUAUGCAGGGUUCCAGAAGCAUUGCAGUGAGAUGCAGUGGCCGCCGGGUCCGACGUACUGAUGAGGUCAUGCGGUCCCUCUCAACUGCAAGUAAAGAACAUGAGGGUAUCGGGGGUACCUCCAUGUAUCGAGAGAACUCUGAACCCUCUCACGGAGCAGCUUCUGAAGCAGAGUCUGAGGAAAAGUUAAAUAAGAGUCAGGCGAUGAAAACUGCAGAGAGGUCUUCUGCCAUGAGAAUGGCUUCCAAAAGGAUGACUGGUAAAAAGAAAAGGCUAAGGUCUAAUUCAGACAGUGGUGACGUGAGCUCAGAUAUGGAUGACAGUGAUGAGCUAACGUUGAAGGAACUGCAGGUACUGCUGAUGAAGCGCAAGAAGGAUGUGGUAAUGGGGUCUGACUUGGGGUCUAACCCAUUAAAGAGAGCGACCAAGCAGGAGGAAGCAGAGAAGGCAAAGACACAGAGCCUAGGGGUGCAAGAUGUCAUGGACUCUUGUGGUAGACAUGUUCCUAGAAUAAAUAAGGGCUCAAGGUUGGUCAAGGAGUGCUUACAACCCAAAGCUGUUGGAAAACUCAGCAUCUGGAGCAGUGACAGUGACGAGGAGGUGGAGGAGUCAUCUAGCCAAUCUGAUCCCAAUGCAGUUUACUGUAUUUGCCAACAAAAACGCAACAAGAGGUUCAUGAUUUGCUGUGACCGUUGUGAAGAAUGGUAUCACGGGGACUGCGUUGCUGUUACAGAGGCUCAUGGUCGUAUGCUGGAGAAGAAUGGUAAAGACUAUAUUUGCCCUAGUUGUACCUCACAUGAAAUCCAGAACACUGUUGCCAGAAAAACCCAGAAUAUAAAGCAUCCAGAAUCCAGGACUGAAAUUGGUUCCACAAGAGAAAAAACAAUGCAGUUAGUUGGUGUGGAGGAAGAUCAGAUGAACAGCGGAAUAGAGAUGACCACUAAUUUCAGUGGAAAAGAAGCUGUUGAUAUACUUCAGCCUGCAUCAGGAGUGACUGGAUUGCCCAGGUGUAUUGGCCCAGGCUGCAGUAAAAAUGCUUUGCCAGAUUCUGUCUACUGUAGUAGAGAUUGCAUCGUCCGACAUGCUGCAGCUACUAUGAAAUCUCUGGAAGAUACAAAAGAGUGCAAACAGAGACCAAAAACAGACUCAAAGGUCCAAAAGAGGUCACUCCGACAGAGAAAUGUAAGGAGUACAAUAACAGAAUCAGCCAGUAAAGCACAGGAAGAGAAAGAGUCAUUCAGCAAGGAGGAAGAGGGGCCACCGCAGGACCUGACAACACUUACCUGGCCUACUGAUCAGGACUGCAGCGCAGCAAAACCAGAAAGAAUGGUUGUAUCUUCUGGGUUUUGCAAAUUGUCUGGAGAGGACAGUGGAGUGGCUGAGGACAAGGAUGUACCUGCUGGAUCCCAGGAGCUGGAUACUUGCACCAUACCCAGGAUGCUCUCACUUCUACCUCGCCUCAAGCAGCAGCAGCGGUUGCAGAACCCCCAUGUUCCCUCUGCCUCAUGCUCAGUGGUGAGGCCUCCACAGGUGGUUUGUCCCCCUGCUCUUUCCAAGCCCCCAAACAACCAGAUUAGGCACAACAUCCAUCGGUCACUCAAAGAGAUUCUGUACAGGAGGGUGAGUGACAGUGAUGAUCUCCAGAUAACUGAGAGUGACAUUGGAAAACUUGCUGUCAGUAUUGAGAAAGAAAUUUUCAACAUGUUCCUGGACACAGAUGCAAAGUACAAGAAUAAAUACAGAUCAGUUAUGUUCCACUUGAAAGAUCCUAAAAACAAGGCCUUGUUUUAUCGGGUUGUUUGUGGAGAAGUGACACCCUAUAGACUGGUAAGAUUGACAUCAGAGCAACUCCUCUGUAGGGAGGUUCCACAGCAGAUGGAUGUGAAGCAGGAAGUGCUGAAACAGGAAGUGGCCCCUGAUGUGGGUGCAGACAACCCCCCUCCUGUUUCAGAUGGGGAUGAACAGAGUGAUCAAACUACCUCUUCAGAUACAACCAGUAAGAAGGGUCUUGUCCCAGAUGUCCUCUGCAGCAUGUUGAUGGACACCACUGCUGAGCACAGGCGCCAUCUGUUUGAUCUUAACUGCAAGAUAUGCAUAGGCUGUAUGUUGUCUGAUGAGCAGUUAGAGCAAAAAAAGGUCAAACUCUCUGUGUUCUCAACUACCCAUGACAUGGAACCAAAAGAAAAGCAAGAGGCCUUGACUUGCAAGGCAGACAGUCCCUCUGGUGAAGAAGAUUCAGUUGUACAUAUUGGAAUCCAGAAUCCAGAAGCUGAGUCUGCAACUUCCAUGGAUGAAGAAGCCACCAAGCCUUUCAUCUCUACCAUGACCCAUGUGGGGUCUAGUUACCACCCUUCUGUCAUUGUCACUCAAACCAUUACUGCCACCCCAAGCACCACUGAGCCCAUGUCUAUGACCAAGCUGUGUCUGCAUUCAGUACCAGUCUCACCUGUCUCUCUUCCCAAAUCUGUUUUGCUGAAACCAACCUUUUCUCCAGACAUCCAAUCUUUCAGUGCUUCUAAAUCCUCCUCCAGUCUGACAGGCAUGUCUCAGGAUGGGGAAACUGCCCUGUGUCUCCCCAAGCAGCCAAUUCUGUGGAAGGGGUUUAUCAGUAUGCACACUGUGUCCAAGUUUGCUACCAAGGCCUGCCUGGUCUCUGGCUUCUUUGACUGUCUGGAGGAGAAUUUGCCAGACACUAUACAAAUUGGAGGCCGCAUUACUCCUCAGACUGUGUGGGAUUAUGUGAGGAAGCUCAAAGCAUCUUUCUCUAAGGAGCUGUGUCUGAUUCGAUUCUAUCCUUCAUCCGAGGAAGAGGAAGCAGCCUAUGUCUCUCUCUUCUCAUAUUUUAGCAGCAGGGGGCGCUUUGGUGUGGUGGCCAACAAUAAGCCUUAUGUGAAAGACCUUUAUGUCAUCCCACUUAGUGCCAAAGACCCUGUUCCCUGCCAACUUUUACCCUUUCAUGGGCCAGGACUGGAGGCAAAUCACCCCCAUCUUCUUCUUGGGCUGGUCAUCUGCCAAAAGAAGUUUUCUGGAGUCUGGCAAGAGAGUGAGAAGAAGACAUUAAAAAUUACAACUGAAGAUUCUGAUAACAGUGCUCUUCAAAAUCUGCACACUGACAUCAAACAGGCAAAUUCGGCACUGUUCCAUCUUCACUUACCUGCCAGCACCACUUCAGACUGCCCAUUCCCCUCUUACCCCUCUGUGUCCUUGACAAAUUCCCCUGUCAGCCCAUCUGUGUUUUCUGUAAUUUCUUCUAAAGCACCUUCCAUCACCAACUUAAAGAAAGAGUCUCCCCCUCCUACAUCUACUAGUUGUGCUCCACUUCAGCUGAUCCUAAACACACUGUUUGGAAAGAAGAAACAGGACUCUGAUAAUUCAAAACAGUUACUAGUUGAAAAUCUGCAAUCGCAUGCUCUACUGUUUGAUCCCAUAGUUCAGAAAUUUGGUGGUGUUUCUAAUGAAGACACGGAGGAUGAUAGACCAUAUGAUCCAGAGGAAGAGUAUAAUCUAGAAAUGCAGUAUGGAAUGGAAACGGCUACAGACACUGCUACGGUGUUUCCAGCCAGCCCACUUGUUGAUGUAUUAGCUACAGUUGAUGAUGUAGCAUAUGACCCUGAAGAUGAAAGUGUCUUUGCAGAGUUGGAAGGAGUUGCUACUAACAUUCCUGACCAAACACUGACCGAGACCUUGUCUGAAUACAGAAUUACGUCUAAAAGUAACUCCUCAGAGCUAGUGCAACAAAAGAGAAUGCUGGAAGAGCUAAACAAGGAGAUUGAAUUGCAGAAACAGCAGGUGGAGGAACAGGAAGAAGUGCUUCGACAGCAAAAGGCUGUUAUAGGCUUGUCCAUGGCCCAUUUUUCUGUCUCUGAUGCCCUGAUGUCCCCACCCUCAAAACUGUUACAAUCAAACAACCGGUUGUUGCAGCUUGAAGAAGAAAUGAAGCAUUCGGAUAUAUCAGCAAUAACCCAGAGAAGUGACACUAAGAAGAGUGAGGACUCAUUGCAAGGAGCUACUAAUCAGAGGGUAAUAUCUAAAAGUCCUAAAAAAGGUGGGAUUGGUGUAAAGGACUUUGCUGAGGAACAAUUAUCAGGACAUUGUUUACAGAACUCUGAGUUUUGUGUGGGGACUACAACUUUAGAAGUCUCUUCCUUAGAGCACAUAGAAAACGUAAAAGAUUGCAUUUCUUCUUCAGAGGAGAAGAUGAAUUCUGAAAAGGAAUUGAAAUUCACUGAUGAGCCAAAAGUGAAAUGUUACCAAACCUCUACAGAGGGUGAAAUUAAUGCAGACACCACUUACUCAAAUUCCUCAAGCACCGUUAAAGCAAAUGACAAUAAUACACCAUUUUCAGAGUUUUGUCAACCCACCUGUAUGUAUAUGGCAGAUCCACUAAUUCCACUUGUGGAAAAGGCAGUUUCUGAUUUUGAAAGCGUUACGUCUCAGGUUGGGGCAUCAAGUGUUUACCAUUCUUACGAGACUCCAUUGGAGGAGUCCCAACAAUUGUUUGAUUAUUUUCAAGGAACUCUUUGUACUUCAGUGACAAAUGCUGGGACUCUUCCUCCAUUCAAAGAAGUUGGUCAAAGUAUGCCUUCUCCUCAGGUGCUUAGUGACACUGUGCCUGUCUGUGAUAUGGAUUCACGUUCUGUAGAAUUUGUAGAAUGCCAGUGGUCUCUUCCAAAGUUUAAUACAGCCUCAUCAAAUAUGAAUUAUUCUGAACCCAGAGGCAGCCAUUUUAGUAGAAUGCAACAAAGCAAUUUCUGUAAUAGAGGCCUUACAACCGCUUACUUUCCAGGUCCAAGAAUUGUUCCUUACUGUCAUGGGCUUCAGAGAGACCCUUUUGACUCACAGUAUGACUUCAAUAAUUAUUUCAUGCAGGAGGUAGAGCAACAUGAAGAACAGAUGCUAUUACAUUUAAAUAAAGGGAGUCAGUUGUCUUCACAGGGUCUUGACACAGUUAAUAUACACAACCGGUCUGAAGGAUGGUGGAAUCCAUCACAGCAGCAUUUCACUCGGUUUGACUACUGCAGAGGUCCAAGAAUGUUUCAAGAGCAAAAAGGUCUUCCACCCAGUCAAUUCUCAGAGAGUAGAAGGAAACUGCAAUUUCAUUUACAAGGUCAGCAUGUUCAGCAAGAUGGAAGACAGCUGCGGCAUUCUGGUCCUUUGCUUCCUACUCCCCCUCAGGGUCCCAUUCACAUACAUCAUAGAAGACAGAGUUCAGAGUUCUGUCAUCAAAGCAACUGGCUCCGAUCAUCUGACUUGAGAAGAACCAGCCCACCGCUUAAUUCUGAGCCACAGAACAAUGGCUAUAGGCUUAGUAGGACUGAGGGUGGUCAUAGGGACAGGGGAUGGAUCCAGUGUCCGAAGCACUGGAGGAGAGAGUACAGUGGAGAAGGCAGCAAAUCGCGGAGGGAAGAUCUGCAGCGGGACAUUAGUAUGUGGAGGCAAAAAUACUGGGAAAGAGAACACACUACAAGAAGAGAAGCUGACAGGCACAGAAAGGAAGGUGAUAAAAAGAAAGAGAAGGUCCUUAAGAGGGACCAAAAAGAAGAUAGACGUAGAGAGAGAGGUCAGCACAGGAAACACUCUGACAAAGAUAAUCCAAAGAAUCAAGACCGAGAACGUGAUCAAAAUAGCAGGGACAGAAGGCACAGCCUGUCGAGGAGUAAAGACAGGGAUGACAGAAAACAAAGAGAUUUUGGAAGACGCUGGAUCAGAGAUAGUGGUCAGGACAGGGACAGCGCCAAAGACAUGGAAGAAGACUAUAAUUAUAAUAGAACUGGCCAUUCAUAGCA
Messenger RNA from Scleropages formosus (Asian bonytongue), 6102 nucleotides. RefSeq names its product death-inducer obliterator 1-like. Gene Ontology annotation, biological process: DNA-templated transcription; apoptotic signaling pathway. Bases 302 to 6100 code for a protein of 1932 amino acids. Gene Ontology annotation, cellular component: nucleus. The transcript has 17 exons. The record is from RefSeq and is a predicted model, not a curated record. NCBI's taxonomy places the organism in Eukaryota, Metazoa, Chordata, Actinopteri, Osteoglossiformes, Osteoglossidae.